Messenger RNA from Coccomyxa subellipsoidea C-169, 2572 nucleotides. RefSeq lists its product as hypothetical. The transcript has 17 exons. NCBI's taxonomy places the organism in Eukaryota, Viridiplantae, Chlorophyta, Trebouxiophyceae, Coccomyxaceae. The coding region runs from base 183 to 1568 and encodes 461 amino acids. The record is from RefSeq and is a predicted model, not a curated record.
GGCAGUGUCGUGAAGCAAAACAAUACAGACUGCAAGAUCAACAUUACAGGGGCGGGCAGCAAUAAAGCAACAGCAUUGCACCCAGUCUCCUGUGCCAAUCGAAGGUGUACCAGUGCAUUUCCCGGAGCCGCCUGUCGACGCAAGUUCUUCCCACACCGGGGGAUAGCUCUUUAGAGUAAGCCAUGAUGCGCAUGGCGGCACUUCUGAGCGUCCUGCUCAUCCAGGGAGCUCUCUGCUCAGUGAUCCAGCCAAGGCAUCUCCUGUCAGAGGCUGUGAAGGUUGACGCUGCAACCUCAAUUGCCAAGGGCGAUCUGACAUACGACAACGCGCACAAGGCCAUCUUUGGCUUCAACCAGGGCACCGAGGGCAGGAGGCUGUUGAGCGAGGCCGUGAAGGUCGACGCUGCCACCUCCAUCGUCUCCGGCGACCUGACAUACGACAAUGCGCACAAGGCCAUCUUUGGCUUCAACCAGGGCACCGAGGGCAGGCACCUUCUGUCCGAGGCCGUCAAGGUCGACGCUGCUACCUCCAUCGUCUCCGGCGACCUGACAUACGACAAUGCGCACAAGGCCAUCUUUGGCUUCAACCAGGGCACCGAGGGCAGGCACCUUCUGUCUGAGGCCGUCAAGGUUGACGCUGCUACCUCAAUUGCCUCCGGUGACAUCUCAUACGACAAUGUGCACAAGGCCAUCUUCGGCUUCAACCAGGGCACAGAGGGCAGGCACCUUCUGUCUGAGGCUGUCAAGGUUGACGCUGCUACCUCCAUUGCCAAGGGCGACCUGACAUACGACAACGCACACAAGGCCAUCUUCGGUUUUAACCAGGGCACUGAGGGCAGGAGGCACCUGUUGAGCGAGGCCGUGAAGGUUGACGCUGCUACCUCCAUUGCCAAUGGCGACCUGACAUACGAGAACGCACGCAAGGCCAUCUUCGGCUUCAACCAGGGCACCGAGGGCAGGCACCUGUUGUCUGAGGCCGUCAAAGUUGACGCUGCUACCUCCAUUGCCCAGGGCGACCUGACAUACGACAACGCACGCAAGGCCAUCUUCGGUUUCAACCAGGGCACUGAGGGCAGGAGGCACCUGUUGAGCGAGGCCGUGAAGGUUGACGCUGCUACCUCCAUUGCCAAUGGCGACCUGACAUACGACAACGCACGCAAGGCCAUCUUUGGCUUCAACCAGGGCACCGAGGGCAGGCACCUUCUGUCUGAGGCCGUGAAGGUUGACGCUGCCACCUCCAUUGCCUCCGGCGACAUCUCCUACGACAACGUGCACAAGGCCAUCUUCGGGUUCAACCAGGGCACCGAGGGCAGGAGGCUAUUGAGCGAGGCCGCGAAGGUUGACGCUGCCACCUCCAUCGCUUCAGGCGACAUCUCAUACGACAAUGUCCACAAGGCAAUCUUCGGGUUCAACCAAGGCACCGAGGGCAGGAGGCUAUUGAGCGAGGCCGUGAAGGUUGACGCUGCUACCUCAAUCGCCUCUGGCGAUGUGUCAUACGACAACGUGCACAAGGCCAUCUUCGGCUUCAACCAGGGCCAGACCACCGGCCGCCGUCUCCUCUCUGUGUAAGCAAGUGCACUGCGUUGCUGUCCAAGUGAGUCCCACGGGAACUGACUUGAUCCCCGGCAUCCUGUCGGGGUCCAUCCCAUUUCACAAGCCAGAUGGCCUCUUGACCAAGCUGCUUCCCGGCAGCUUCCCAUCAUCCAUCUUCCAGACAGCACCCACUUCCGCGGCCACAUUGGGCGCUUCCUCACCGUCACCCUCAUUGCAAGCCACUGCAGUUCGGCAAGAGCAGCAGCAAGCCAUUCAGCCAGCGUCACUUGCCGCGCUGACCCUUCAGUCAGUGGCAGGCAACAGCGGGGGGCCCUCGGUGGAAACGCUGCAGUCUCUGCCAAACAUCCCCACCCCACUUGAAACCGUGUCUAGGGCAAACGCCAACGCAGCACAGCUUCAGAGCUAUAUCAAUGCGGCGGCAAAGCAGCACAGCGGAAGAUGAGCCCUGUUGUAAAACAGCAGACAGAAGACGUGUGGCCAUUGUCCAUGCAUGUUCUGUACCACACAAGAUUUGAUUUCUGCAGAGAAAUUUGAUGCUGGGCAGGACAUGUCAACUAGGAAUCCUUGUUGGACAGGUACUGGGUUGUCUUCCAUAAAAAAAAGUAAGCAAUUUCUCUUGUGAGAAUAGGUGACUUUGGCCCUCAAUAUUUUUUCAGGAACUCUUGCAGGGUUGUGCGGAUUUGUCAAGAGCUGUUGUGUAUUGCUAAAGUGAUGAAGGCUGCCUGUGACGGCAUGUGUCAUUAUUGUCACAUCAGUUGAGGACCAUAAUGGUCAGCACCACUAUAACAGGACAAGCCUGGUGAUUUCAUUGAGCACUGUUGGACUGUGAGUGGAGUGGAGGGUUGUUAGGGGAACUCAAACUGGUGCCAGCACAAAAUUGCAUUCAUGCUUUUUAGUCCGCAGUACAUAUUAUAGGACACUGCAGCAUUGAUCGGCGCUGGUGUGCUUGACAGUUUGGACAACUCAACAACUCGAGACAAAUAACGUCCACUCCUGAUAUGUAAGAGUUUACACUCUUC